GCGACGAUGAGCUCCUCCACAGAGCAGCCGUUCACCCUCUCGGUGCCCGACGCGGACCUCAACUUUCUCCGCAAGAAGCUCGAGCUCGUCCGUCUCCCAGACGAGCUCGAUGGCGCAGGUUGGGACUACGGCGUACCCCUCGCCGACAUAAAGCGCCUCGUCGCGCACUGGAAGGACGGGUUCGACUGGCGCAAGGCGGAGGCCGAGAUUAACAAGCUACCGAUGUUCACGCGCGACAUCGAGGUAGAGGGGUUCGGGACGCUCAACAUCCACUACGUCCACCAAAAGAGCGAGGUCAAGAACGCUAUCCCUCUUCUCUUCGUCCAUGGCUGGCCGGGUGAUUUCCUUGAGGUCAGGAAGAUCUUACCCCUCUUGACUGCGAAGAGCGCAGAUCAGCCUAGCUUUCACGUCGUUGCGCUCGACCUGCCCGGCUUCGGCUUCUCGGACGCACCCACGAAACCGGGCUUCGCUGGCCGCCAGUACGCCGAGCUUGUCAACAACCUCAUGAUCUCUCUUGGCUAUAACGAGUAUGUCUAUCAGGGUGGAGACUGGGGACACCCCGUCGGCCUCCACACUGUGACACACUUCGGGCACAAGCACGUAAAAGCGUGGCAUUCCAAUAUGCCAGACUCCCGCGACCCAACACUGUUCUCGAGCCCGUUGCUAUACCUGAAGAGGUAUACCACCCUCCGCUUCGAUAAAGACGCGCAGAAGGGGUUACGGAACACGGCGGAGUUCUACCAGAAGGGACGGGGCUACGCUAUCGAGCACUGCACGAAGCCGCAAACGCUCGGGUACAACUUGGCGGAUUCGCCUGUCGGUCUUCUGGCUUGGAUAUAUGAGAAGCUUGUUGGCUGGACGGAUAAGUAUCCUUGGACGGACGAUGAAGUGCUUGAGUGGAUCUCGGUCUACUGGUUUUCGAAACAGGGCCCUGCUGCGUCUAUCAGGAUCUACUACGAGAUGACUGGCGGCGGCACGCACGACGUGUUUGAGGGCGCGAAGCGGACAACCGUCCCGUUCGGCACGUCCUACUUCCCGGGCGACAUAUUCUCUCUUCCUAAAUCGUGGGCGAGCAUACUCGGAAAGGUGGUGUUCCAGGCCGUGCACGACAAGGGCGGGCAUUUCGCGGCGUUCGAGAUGCCGGAGGUGCUGGCGGGGGACUUGCGCAAGAUGUAUGGCAAGGACGGGCCUGCAUAUGGGGUCGUUCCUGGCAAGAAUGGGUACGAUUGAGACCGAGAAGUACCUUGAGUUGUCGUAUUGUAUUUGUUUGGAUAUACCGAGACCACUUUCCC
Molecule: messenger RNA, 1292 nt
Organism: Trametes versicolor FP-101664 SS1
Lineage: Eukaryota; Fungi; Basidiomycota; Agaricomycetes; Polyporales; Polyporaceae
Product: alpha/beta-hydrolase
Exons: 8
Coding region: 7-1230 (407 amino acids)
Biological process (GO): epoxide metabolic process
Molecular function (GO): epoxide hydrolase activity
Source: RefSeq, a predicted model, not a curated record